Messenger RNA from Eimeria necatrix, 1914 nucleotides. Its product is annotated as cation efflux family protein, putative. Gene Ontology annotation, molecular function: zinc ion transmembrane transporter activity. The record is from RefSeq and is a predicted model, not a curated record. Gene Ontology annotation, cellular component: plasma membrane. The transcript is spliced from 6 exons. Bases 1 to 1914 code for a protein of 637 amino acids. Gene Ontology annotation, biological process: zinc ion transmembrane transport. NCBI's taxonomy places the organism in Eukaryota, Apicomplexa, Conoidasida, Eucoccidiorida, Eimeriidae.
AUGGCAAGGCGAGGGAAAGGUCCGCGUGGGACCGCUGCAGAGGAUAAUCAGCAGCAGGUACCGCAACAGAAAGCAGCAGGGGCUGGCGAAGGGGACGGACACAGCACCGAGGCGCAUUCCUCGUCGCCGCAGUCCCAGCAACUCAGUGAACAAAAUGGAAGCAGCAGCAGUAGCUGCAACGGGGAAGAGACAAAUAGCAGCGUCAACAAGUGCUGCGACGGUAAACAGCCUUCCCAAGCUCAUGUACGUAGCUUGUGUUCCAGCAGCGACAACCCCAGUUCUCAAAAGCAGCAGCAGCAGACGGAGCAGCAGCCGCACCUAGAGCAAGAGCUCGUGCCUGUCCCGCAUAGCUCCGACAGCUUCAACGGUGGCACUCGCUUGACAUCUCUAUCCCAGCAGCAGCAGCUUCAGCUUCAGCAGCUUCAACCGCAGGUGACGUCGCAAAGUUUCCAGAAUACAGGUGCCGUUGGUGAACCUUGCCUCCAUACUCCUCAGCAGCAAAACCAGUUUUUUUCUUUCCCUCAGCAGCUGCACCAGACGCAGCUGCAGAGCGCGAGGUUGGCGGAAGAGGGGCGUGGUGAGACUGUAACUAUACCGGUGAUGAGGGAAACGGGCGAGUCUUCGUCCGAUGCUGAUCGUGUGCUCCGCAGACAGCUGGCUGUUGAUACAGCAGCAGCUAGGGCCCGUAAGAAGCUCCUUGUGGCUUCUGCCGUUUGUUUAGUGUUUAUGGCAAUUGAAGUUGUAGCAGGCAUUGCUGCAAACUCUUUGGCGCUUAUGACGGACGCGUCGCACCUCCUGUCAGACCUAUGCGCCUUUCUCAUCAGUUUAUUCGCGCUUUGGGUUUCCCAGCUGAAGGGGACCUUGUCCAUGUCCUUCGGGUACCACCGGGCAGAAAUUUUGGGCGCUCUUUUGUCAGUGCUGCUAAUUUGGGGCGUCACUGCUGCUCUCGUGGUGGCUGCACUGCAGCGCAUUGCAGCACCGGAAAAGGUAGAGGGAGGGCUCAUGCUGCUGACGGCGUCUAUAGGGACGGCUGCCAACCUAUUCAUGGCGCACAUUCUACACAUACACUCUCACGGGAUCGGUAGAAUUCAUACAGGCCAUGGUGCCGAAGUGGAAGGCGCUCACAGUAGCAGCAGCAACAGCAACAGCGGAUGCUGUGCUGACAACAGCGAAGCAAGGGCUCUAUCCCCAGUACGCUCAGCCGGUUGCUGCGGCAGCAGUGGUAACAGCAGCAGCAACAACAGGGCUAAGAACAACAGCUACGACCUUCACGGACAUGACAAAAAUGAUGCGCGUACGCUGCUUCUCCAGAAAGGACCUAAUGAUAUCGAGCAGCAACAGCAAACAGCCGCUGCUGCAAAAGACGACGUGUAUGUACGGAUGGAAGAGGAUCCAGAGACCGAAAUCGAGAGCAUGAACCUUAGAGCUGCUUACAUUCAUGCGCUUGGGGACCUACUACAAAACAUUGGUGUGAUGAUCGCAUCGGCUAUCAUCUGGUACAAUCCCGAAUAUUCUAUCGCGGACCCAGCGUGCACUUUGCUCUUUUCCAUGUUCGUUAUCUUGACGACUAUUUCUAUCAUCCGCGAGGCAGUAAAUGUGCUAAUGGAAGGUACUCCUGUGGGCUUGGACGUGGCCGUGCUGCAGUCCGACUUAGUGUCACUGCGAGGAGUGCUUGAAGUGCACGAUCUCCACGUUUGGUCAAUUUCCAUAGGACGGCCGGCGCUUGCCUGUCAUCUUGUUGUCUGUGAUGAGGAGGCUGCGCGUCGUGUUCUGAGGGCGGCGACUCUUCUUUGCCAGCGCAAGCAUGGCAUUCUUCAUACAACGAUCCAAACCGACUUCUCGUCCGAUGCCUCCUGUUGCGACACGGAGGCUCAUCAGAAAUGCAUGGAACCUAUAACUCGUGCAGAGCUUUGA